UUCCCUUUCAGCAUCUUCCCCGCGGUAACAUUCAAUCUCGGCUCGAAUGUUACCACAAAGCUCCAUCGCGAUUUCAACAACAUCAUCUUUGGCAUGUGCGCUAUCCACGCGCUUGGACGUUACGACCACACAAAAGGGGGUCACCUCAUCCUUUGGGAUUGGAAGAUCGUUAUCGAGUUCCCUCCCGGUACAACCAUACUCAUUCCUUCCGCCGCUGUUGCACACGGGAAUACACCCCUCCACGAUCCCAAGAACGAAGAGCGGAAAUCUUUCACUCAGUAUGUUCCCGGUGGGCUUGUUCGAUGGUUCUCGUAUGGGUACCGUACGGAGAAGGAGAUCAAGGAGCAGAAUCCAGCUGAGUGGCUAAGGAUUAAGGCUGAGGCAGAUGCGCGUUGGGAAACAGCCUGUGGGAUGUUCUCCAAGGUUUCGGAACUA
Stereum hirsutum FP-91666 SS1 is the source of this 435-nucleotide messenger RNA. RefSeq lists its product as uncharacterized. The transcript has a single exon. The record is from RefSeq and is a predicted model, not a curated record. NCBI's taxonomy places the organism in Eukaryota, Fungi, Basidiomycota, Agaricomycetes, Russulales, Stereaceae. The annotation marks the transcript as partial.